UUAAAAAUGGCGGCGCCCUUGAAGUUUGUUGCUAACAGAUUGAUUUCCCAACAAAAUAAUCUUACCCGCUCAACAUUUUGUCGCAGUUAUGCUAAGAAGACUAAAAUGCCAAGACAGAAAACUUUCCUUCAUCUUGGACAACCCAUUAAAGAAGAUAGUACCUACUUCACAGGUUUACAGAAAUCGGACAGGUUGUUAGGUUUGCCCCCAAGGGAGAAGACGCAUCCAGAGACCCCGAAGCCAGGGCAAUACGAAGUCAAUCCACCGAAAGGCGCCAUCUUUGAUAAGAAACCCUUUCCCAUGGACCUGGAGGCCGGGAAACGCUACAAAUGGUGUUCAUGUGGUUAUAGCAAGUCUCAGCCAAUAUGCGAUGGAAGCCACAAACACAUGUUCCGUCUUUUAAGCCACGCCAAGAGUUCAAAUGCAAUAAUGCACGAGCCAGUUACAUUUGAAGUAGAGAAAGAUGGGCGAUAUUGGCUGUGCAACUGUAAACAAACAUCAAAUAGACCAUUUUGUGAUGGGACGCAUAGACGUGAAGAUAUUCAAUUGAAAAUUAAAACUUAAGGGACAAAUUUUGUAAUCUAUACCUGUGUGCAUUGAUUUCAGUCAUUUUAUGUGCUCAUGUAUCUUCAUUUAUAUGUACAUGAAAAUCUUAAUUAUUAUGGUUAAUAAAAUGUACCAACA
Messenger RNA from Mya arenaria, 684 nucleotides. RefSeq lists its product as uncharacterized. The record is from RefSeq and is a predicted model, not a curated record. Gene Ontology annotation, molecular function: 2 iron, 2 sulfur cluster binding. Gene Ontology annotation, cellular component: intracellular membrane-bounded organelle. The transcript has 4 exons. Lineage: Eukaryota; Metazoa; Mollusca; Bivalvia; Myida; Myidae. Bases 7 to 564 code for a protein of 185 amino acids.